GUGAGCAGUAAAACUGGAAGAAAAACAGAUGAGUGCACAUCUGUAGGUCUGACUCCACGCUGAUUCCACAGGGAAGACCAUCAGGGAAGGUUCAGACAUGAAUUUUCCAUGUGAAUUGGAUUUAGAGGAGCAGUGCCCGGUGUGUGGAGAUAAGGUUUCUGGAUACCACUAUGGCGUCCUCACUUGUGAGAGCUGUAAGGGAUUUUUCAAAAGAACUGUUCAAAACAACAAGACAUAUGUCUGUGUGGAAAACCAGCAGUGCAAAAUUGAUACAAGUAAAAGAAAAAGAUGCCCUUUUUGCAGGUUUCAGAAGUGUCUUAAUGUUGGAAUGCGUCUGGAAGCUGUCCGUGCAGAUCGAAUGAGAGGAGGCAGAAACAAGUUUGGCCCCAUGUACAAGCAUGAUCGUGCCCUCAAGCAACAGAAAAAGGCUUUGAUACAAGCCAGAAGAUUGAAAAUAGAAAGCAACCAAAAAGAAGUUACUUUCACCACCAACAUCCACUCAAUUGCUAUCCUUCAUAACACCAAAUUAAGUCCAAUCCAACUUCCGUCAUUAUCUUUGUCCCAGCCCUGUUAUUCUCCUGCUGUUAUACAGCACCAAAUCACCUCUCCAUCUAAAUGGGCUAUGAAGUUAGAGAACUACAACAACUCUGCAAAUUUGGCAGCUUUUGCUGAGGCAAUCGUUGGUCCGCAUCACACAUCCUCCAGAUCCAUUUCUACACAAAGUCCAAAGAUACCUCAGCCUAAAGCUGAGAUAGAGUUCCUACACUGUGAUCCAUAUGAACUUCAGCUGCAGAAAAAGAUGUUUUCUUGCCUGCAGCAGGAGCAAGCCUGCAGGCACAAAGAGCCCAACACCUUCAGCUCAGUGUGUGUCAUGGCUGACCAGUUGCUGUGCUCUAUUGUGGAGUGGGCUCGCACAUCCAUCUUCUUUAAGGAACUAAAGGUCUCUGACCAGAUGAGGUUGCUGCACAACUGCUGGAGUGAGCUGUUGGUUUUGGAGAUAAUCUCCAGACAGGUACUAUAUGGCAUUGAUGGCGGUCUGCUACUGAUCACUGGGCAGCAGGGGGAGCUGUCAUAUGUAGCAUCUCAUGCUGGCCCUGCUUUAGUCAGUCCGAAUCAAAGAGGGACAGAGCUUGUGGAGAAGCUUCGAAUGCUGAAGGUAGAUCAUCAAGAAUUUGCCUGCAUCAGGUUUCUAAUCCUGUUUGCCCCUGAUGUCAAGGAGCUUGAAGAACACCAUUUUGUAGAAAGUGUGCAGCAGCAGGUUGAAGGAGCCCUCCUGAAGUACACGCUGACCUCAUCAUCGCAGUCCUGCAACCGUUUCACUUGUCUGCAAUUGUAUCUGUCAGAGCUACGCUCCCUGAGCAUACUGGCUGAAGAUUAUCUAUACUACAAACAUCUGAGUGGUGAGGUGCCCUGCAACAAUCUGCUUAAUGAGAUGCUACAUGCCAAAUGCUGUUGGACAUGAGCCAAAUUGUUCUAGAACAACAUGCAAGACACUACUGUAAAGUCAAGAAUUUACUUUCCAUUUGUGUAAAAAGCAUUUCUGUAUAUCAUAUUAUUUUCAACAAGUUCUGCUUCAGUUUUGUUCUGUACUACUACUACAUCAGUUAAAUGAAAUUUAUUUGAUGUACUAGUAGUAUAUGUAUGUGAAUAUAUUUUCGUGGAUAAGCAAAUGAUCUCUUCCCUUAUUAAAAUUGCUGCUUUUGUGCUGACAUAAAUUCAGAUGUUUGUGUUUGGGUUUGUUUUGGUAUGCUCCUUGGUUUUAGGACAAAUUGUAAAAUGAUUUUCUGUGAUUCUACUAUAUAUUUAAUGGAAUGUUCUUUUGUACAAUCAACACAAGGCUUCCCUGUACACCUUUCCAGAUAAAAGGUAGCACAUUUUUCCUAAAAAACUAAUGAGGUCACAAAUCGUGAUUAAGCUGUAAAAACUUCCUUUUUGUAGUCUAUUUUAAACAUAUUGCUCCUUAAACUUCAAAUUAAAACUUGAAAUUAAUAAUAAGAAGGAUUUUCAUACAAAAAUAACCUUAGACUGACUGAAAGAACCAUACAAGGAGCAACCAAGAGAUCCAGUGUUUGGAACAAAAGCAGAGAAGUUAGUUGAAAGUAGUCAAAGAUAAUCUCAAGUCUGACCAUUUAAAGCUCUAUAUAUUAGCACUUUACGACGAAUUCUAAAAUCGACUGAUAGCCAGUGCAGAGAAUAUAACUGGAGUGAUAUGACUGAAUUUAUUGGAUUUGGUGAAAAAUCUAGCUGCUGCAUUCCGUAUUGAUUGCAAACAUGAAAUUGAGGACCUAUCCAGGCAGGUAGAAAUGAAGACUAGGCGCAAAUUCAAACUGGAAGACUCUUUAGCUCCAUCUGCAUCAUCCAACCGGUGCAUCCUGCUCAUCACAGUCAACCAAGCAAUGCUGGUCCAAGACACGUCAUGUCCAAUCACCAUCAAAGUCCCAUCCAUAGCGUCUUCCGCUUUCCAGCAGAGCUCAACCCACUUCCACCCCUUCACCUCCACUCGCCCUGCCAUUCGGCCGCAUUCUUCACCAAACCUCCAACACCAGUACCGGGUUCCUGGAGGAUGAUGUUCUUGCAAGCAUCGGGAAUGGUCAUCUGAGC
Messenger RNA from Poeciliopsis prolifica (blackstripe livebearer), 2601 nucleotides. Its product is annotated as nuclear receptor subfamily 5 group A member 2-like. Gene Ontology annotation, molecular function: nuclear receptor activity; RNA polymerase II cis-regulatory region sequence-specific DNA binding; zinc ion binding. NCBI's taxonomy places the organism in Eukaryota, Metazoa, Chordata, Actinopteri, Cyprinodontiformes, Poeciliidae. Bases 98 to 1462 code for a protein of 454 amino acids. Gene Ontology annotation, cellular component: RNA polymerase II transcription regulator complex. The record is from RefSeq and is a predicted model, not a curated record. The transcript is spliced from 7 exons. Gene Ontology annotation, biological process: tissue development; regulation of transcription by RNA polymerase II; hormone-mediated signaling pathway.